Messenger RNA from Danio aesculapii, 2867 nucleotides. RefSeq names its product selenoprotein N (gene selenon). The transcript is spliced from 12 exons. The record is from RefSeq and is a predicted model, not a curated record. Gene Ontology annotation, biological process: skeletal muscle fiber development; calcium ion homeostasis. NCBI's taxonomy places the organism in Eukaryota, Metazoa, Chordata, Actinopteri, Cypriniformes, Danionidae. Gene Ontology annotation, cellular component: endoplasmic reticulum membrane.
UCCUCCAUCAGGAGAAGCAGGAGUGAUUUCCUCAUGCGCCGUUACGAUGUAGCGGCUCACUGUACAAUGGAGAAGAACGUGUGACUACAGUGUGACUUCACAUAAGACUUUUUUAAUCCCCUCGGGCUAUUUUUGAGGCCCAGUCGUGAUUUACAAAGACAUUUAUUAAAGUAUGGCCGCAGACGUGGAUAAAACUCCAGCAGGAGAGCAAAAGGAUAAUCAUGAGGAUCGCGCGACUCCAUCCAGCAGACGCGCCCGCUCACGUUUCACACAGAUCUCCAGUUUAUUCAUCAUUGCUGCUGUUCCUGUCAUCGGCUUUUGCAUCAAAUAUUACCUGGACAUCCAGUUUGAGAAACGACAUGAGGCAGGACUGAAGGCACUGGGAGCAGACGGACUGUUUUUUUUCUCAUCAUUGGAUACUGAUCAUGACCUUUAUCUCAGUCCAGAGGAAUUCAAACCUAUCGCAGAAAAACUCACAGGUGUGGCCCCUCCCCCAGAAUAUGAAGAGGAGAUUCCACAUGACCCAAAUGGAGAGACGCUGACCCUGCAUGCUAAAAUGCAGCCGUUGCUGCUGGAAAGCAUGACGAAGAGCAAAGAUGGCUUUCUAGGGGUCUCCCACAGCUCUCUUAGUGGCCUGCGGUCUUGGAAACGUCCAGCUAUUUCUUCAUCCACGUUUUAUGCCAGUCAGUUUAAGGUCUUCCUGCCGCCCAGUGGUAAAUCAGCCCUGGGCGACACUUGGUGGAUCAUUCCCAGUGAACUGAACAUCUUCACCGGCUACCUUCCCAACAAUCGUUUUCAUCCUCCCACACCGCGAGGCAAAGAGGUGUUGAUCCACUCUCUGCUCAGCAUGUUUCACCCACGGCCUUUUGUAAAAUCCCGCUUCGCUCCACAGGGAGCUGUGGCUUGUAUACGGGCUACUAGUGACUUUUAUUAUGACAUUGUUUUUAGAAUCCAUGCUGAGUUCCAGCUAAAUGAUGUUCCAGAUUUCCCAUUUUGGUUCACUCCUGGGCAGUUCGCCGGUCACAUUAUUCUCUCUAAAGAUGCUUCCCAUGUUCGAGACUUUCACAUCUACGUCCCAAAUGACAAAACUCUGAAUGUGGACAUGGAGUGGCUGUAUGGGGCCAGCGAGACCAGUAACAUGGAGGUGGAUAUUGGAUACCUUCCUCAGAUGGAGCUCGGGGCAGGAGGACCCUCCACUCCCUCAGUGAUCUACGAUGAGCAGGGGAACAUGAUCGACAGUCGAGGAGAAGGAGGUGAACCCAUUCAGUUUGUGUUUGAGGAGAUAGUUUGGAGUGAAGAGCUGAGCAGAGAAGAAGCAUCCAGACGCCUGGAGGUCACAAUGUACCCGUUUAAAAAGGUGCCAUAUUUACCAUUCAGUGAGGCCUUCGGCAGAGCUUCAGCUGAAAAGAAGCUGGUUCACUCCAUCCUGCUCUGGGGAGCGCUGGAUGACCAGUCCUGCUGAGGUUCGGGGCGGACUCUUCGGGAGACAGUUCUCGAGAGUUCGCCCGUUCUGGCCUUACUCAACCAGAGCUUCAUCAGCAGCUGGUCUCUAGUCAAAGAGCUGGAGGAUCUGCAGGGUGACGCAAAGAAUCUGGAAUUGAGUGAAAAGGCACGUCUACAUUUGGAGAAGUAUACUUUUCCGGUGCAGAUGAUGGUGGUGCUGCCCAACGGCACUGUAGUCCAUCACAUCAAUGCUAAUAAUUUCCUGGAUCAAACAUCCAUGAAACCAGAAGAUGAAGGGCCAGGUCUUAGUUUCUCGGCAGGUUUUGAGGAUCCCUCAACCUCCACGUAUGUCCGCUUUCUGCAGGAAGGACUUGAAAAGGCCAAACCUUACUUGGAAUCAUAAAAACUGAUUUAAGACGCUCUCUUCAGAAACGUCAGAGAGAACUGAAGGGAGGAUAUGAGGGAGACAGAAAGGAAACGCUGAUCUCAGCUCCCCCGUGUCUGCUUUGAGGAACAGUACGCAGACAAUUUCUUCAUUCAGAAGGCAGCUGUUGACCACUGCUUCAUGUACACUACAUGUUCCUUAGAGCAAAACAGUUAAUGGCAAAAUGCACAAUAUAACAUCAUUUUAUUUGUAGGGUAGCAAGAUUGGGGUUGGUCACCUCAAUGAAAGCUAAAGGACGUUAAAGAGACAGUUCACUUAAAAAUAAAAUUCUAUAAUUUACUCACCAUCAAUUCUUUUUUUCCUUGAAACAUAAUUUUUUUAAUAAACAGUUGCCUCAUUUACUUAAUGAUUAUAUAAUCUUAAGCUAAUGGGAACAAUAAACAACAUUCAUCUCAGUGUUAUGGUGAGUAAAUAACCAUUUCUUAGUAUUUUUGAGUGAACUAUCCGCAAAAAAAGUGAACUCUACAGAGUAAAACACUCCAUUAAUUAUAUUUUUAUACAUGCAAAGUUGAAGAUUAUGUGCAAACAUAACUGACGAAUAUCAUUAGUCUUGUUAAUAACUCAGAUUAUUUAACUAAAAUAGCAUUAUGUUAUAUUACUUACCUGUUGAAACCACUUUUAUAAUUUUGUUUAAUUGUAUUUGAAGCCACUUAUGUUAUGUUGCUUUUAGUUCUGCAGCAGACAGGAUGGUGUUGGCUGUGGCUUCCUGGAUUUAGGCAGUUUGUGAUGGUCUGGUCUUAAAGUCUGAUAAGGGUGUGAGCAGGCCUGAUGUUGUUGUUUAAGUCUGUGGAAGCAACGCCCACGUUUCUGUGUCUGAACAGAAUUCUGGCAAAUGUUAAAAACCACACAGCUGCAGGAAAGCUGCCAUGGGCUCUAAUAGAUCACCACUAUAAUCUGCUUUUGUUAGAGGGAGGAGAUGCAAAAUGGUCAGUUAGGAAUAUUAUUUUGUUCUUUAUAAAUUAAAUAUAAUAAAAUGAAA